This is a messenger RNA of Rubroshorea leprosula, 1951 nucleotides long. NCBI's taxonomy places the organism in Eukaryota, Viridiplantae, Streptophyta, Magnoliopsida, Malvales, Dipterocarpaceae. The record is from the annotation of a GenBank genome assembly.
CACUUUCUCCUCUUCCUUUGUUCAAAUCAGAUUGCUGGAAGAAGAAACUUCGCCACUUUCUGUUCUAGUCCUUACACAAUGACUCUCGGAAGCGCUCCGUUGACUACUGCGGAUCUUCGAAUUGUCGAUGGAGCACGAAGGAAUUCGACGCUAAUGUGUGCGCCAGUGAUGGCAGAAUCAGUUGAUCAGAUGCUGGUUAAGAUGCGGAUGGCUAAGGAACUUGGUGCUGAUCUUGUUGAGGUUAGGUUGGAUUUCUUGAAGAACUUCAGUCCAAGACAAGAUCUUGGUGUACUUAUCAAGCAAGCUUCUCUGCCUACUCUUUUUACUUUCAGGCCAACAUGGGAAGGCGGGCAGUACAAUGGUGAUGAAAGCAAGAGGCAAGAAGCACUACGUCUAGCCAUGGAGCUGGGAGCAGAUUACGUUGAUGUUGAGCUUAAGGUUGCUCAUGACUUCUUCAAUUCAAUUCAAGGGAAGAAGUCUGGAAAGGUCAAAAUCAUUGUUUCUUCACACAACUACGAAAAUACCCCAUCAGUUGAGGAAAUAGGUGAUCUUGUGGCAAGAAUACAGGCCACUGGAGCUGAUAUAGUGAAGGUUGCAACAACUGCAUUGGACAUCAUAGACAAUGCUAGAAUCUUCCAAGUACUUGUGCAUUCCAAUGUCCCCAUGAUAGGACUUGCUAUGGGUGAGAGAGGAUUAAUGUCAAGGAUCCUUACCGCAAAAUUUGGUGGAUUUCUCACUUUUGGUGCACUUAACGGGGAAGCAGUAUCAGCUCCUGGACAACCUAGUAUCAAAGAUCUGCUAGAUUUAUACAAUUUCAGACAGUUAGGAGCUGAUACCAAAGUACAUGGUGUUAUUGGAAAGCCUAUUGGUCACAGCAAAAGUCCUCACCUCUACAAUGCAGCAUUCAAGUCUGUUGGAUUCAAUGGAAUAUAUCUACCUCUGUUGGUUGACAAUGUUGCAAAAUAUAUCAGCACCUAUUCAUCCCCUGAUUUUGUUGGAUACAGUUAUACAAUUCCACACAAGGAGGAUGGUCUUAGAUGCUGUGAUGAAGUUGAUCCCAUUGCCAAGGCAAUUGGAGCAAUCAGUUGCAUGAUUAGGAGACCAGAUGGAAAAUUGAUGGGAUACAAUGUUGACUACCUUGGAGCCAUUGCAGCAAUCGAGGAGGGACUAAGAGCAUCAAAUGGUACACCUGCAUCUGGUUCCCCAUUAGCUGGUAAGUUGUUCGUUGUCAUGGGAGCAGGUGGUGCUGGAAAGGCACUUGCUUAUGGUGGAUAUGAAAAGGGAGCUAGAGUAGUGGUUGCCAAUCGCACCUACGAAAAAGCUAAAGAACUUGCUAGCAAAGUUGGAGGUCAAGCAAUUACUCUUGCUGAGUUGAAAGAUUUCCAUCCAGAAGAAGGGAUGAUCCUUGCCAAUACUACAUCUGUUGGAAUGAAGCCAAGGAUUGAUGACACACCCUUAUCCAAGGAAGCUCUGAAGCACUACUCUCUGGUCUUUGAUGCCAUUUACACUCCAAAAUUGACCAGACUCCUGCGUGAAGCACAGGAGUCCGGUGCCAAAAUUGUAUAUGGAACGGAGAUGUUCAUCAAUCAGGCAUUUGUACAGUUUGAAAGGUUCACCGGUUUGCCUGCACCAAAACAACUCAUUAGGGAUGUGUUGGCAAGAAACACUUAGGGAGGAAUUCCUUGCAGAAAGUCAUGUUGCAGCUAAAUCCAAGACUUGUUCUAUUGUACGAAUAAAAUUUUCCAUUUUCAUUUGAUGGAAAAACUGAAGCAAAGUAAUCUUGAAUUUUAUUAAAUUCUCAUUCUAUGUUGCUUAAACUUAUGAUAAGUAGAUAGACCAAUAGGAUGAAAAAGGGUUGAUGUAUUCAAAUCCUUAGUUCUUGGAAAAGGUUUUAAAUUAUAACUAGGAAUUCGAGAUUGGAUGGAGAGCACAAUAUAAUAUUCUUUUAUAU